UUGAAUCUUCCCCUUCUUCUUCAAUUCCCUUCAUUCCCUUCUUUCUCCAUAUAUAUCAAGCAUAAAAGUACAACGUUAGUAACGUAACAAAGAAACAAAAUCGAUAUUCAAUAUUUAUCUUCUCCUAGGUUUUGUGCCUCCCUUUUUAUGGAAGCUCCGGCUACGAUCAGGUACACCUUCACCGCACCCUCUUCCAUGCACCUCCACCGUCGUCCUUCCAACUCUGACUGCUCCGGUCGCUGUUUCUGUUCUUGUCACUGCUGUUGAAUUCAUUUCCAAGCACACUUCUGUUUGCACUCUUCCACGGAUGGAUAUUACUCCGUCGCAAUCGAGCAAUCUGUCUCUAGGGUUUGUUUCUCAUGAGUCGAUCACCUUUCGGCUCAAUCCUCGCGUUCGUGACUCUUCCCAUUCGGAUGAGGAGAGGGAUGUCCAAGAGUUCCGCAUUUUAGGGCAUUCGAUGUGUUUAAAGAGGAAGAGAGAGAUCAGUUCGACGCCAGGGCUUGAAUCGCGAAGAAAUGCUGUUAGAGCAUGGGGCAAUCAGGGCCUAAGUGUAGCUGAUCCUGAUUUGUAUGAGAUAAUGGAGAAGGAGAAGCAACGGCAACACAAAGGGAUUGAAUUAAUUGCUUCCGAGAAUUUCGUGGGCAAGGCAGUAAUGGAGGCAUUAGGUAGCCAUUUAACGAACAAGUACUCCGAAGGAAUGCCAGGGGCAAGGUAUUAUGGUGGCAAUCAGUAUAUAGAUGAAAUCGAGACGCUAUGUUGUAAGCGUGCAUUGGCUGCUUUUGGACUUGAUCCAGAGAAUUGGGGUGUGAAUGUGCAGCCAUAUUCCUGCACCUCAGCUAAUUUUGCUGUUUAUACUGGUUUAUUACACCCUGGUGAUCGGAUUAUGGGUUUGGAUACACCAUCUGGUGGAAACACGAGCCAUGGAUACUAUUUGCCCAAUGGGAGGAAAGUUUCAGGAGCUUCAAUCUUCUUUGAGAGUUUAUCUUAUAAGGUUGACCCCCAAACUGGGUAUGUAGAUUUUGAUAAGCUUGAAGAAAGGGCUCUUGAUUUCCGGCCCAAGAUUCUUAUAUGUGGGGGAAGUUCCUAUCCCCGAGAAUGGGAUUAUGCAAAGUUUAGACAAAUUGCUGAUAAAUGUGGAGCAGUUUUAAUGUGUGACAUGGCACAGAUUAGUGGCCUUGUUGCCGCAAAGGAGUGUUUGAGUCCCUUUGACUAUUGUGACAUUGUUACUUCAACAACCCAUAAGAGUCUCCGAGGCCCUAGGGGAGGUAUUAUCUUCUACAGGAAAGGUUCAAAGCCAAGGAAGAGAGGCAUGCUUUUGAAUCAAGGUGAUGGCAGUGAUAAAUAUGAUUUUGAGGAGAAGAUAAACUUUGCCGUUUUUCCUGCUCUUCAGGGUGGGACACACAAUAACCAUAUUGCUGCCCUAGCAGUGGCAUUGAAACAAGUGGCUAGUCCUGAAUACAAGGCAUAUAUGCAACAAGCAAAGAGAAAUGCUCAGGCGUUAGCAGCUGCUUUAUUGAGAAGAAACUGUAGGCUGGUUACUGGAGGGACAGACAAUAACAUGAUAUUGUGGGAUCUGAGAAAUCUUGGGUUAACAGGUAAGAAUUUCGAAAAGGUCUGUGAGUUGUGUCACAUCACUGUCAACAAAGUGAUGAUCUUUGAUGAUAAUGGGAGUAUGACCCCAGGAGGUGUGAGGAUAGGGACCCCUGCUAUGACAUCAAGAGGCUGCCUGGAGAAUGAUUUUGAGAUGAUAGCAGAUUUCCUUCUUAGAGCAGCACAGAUUGCUAAUUCAGUACAGAAAGGACACGGAAAGCUGGCAAAGGCUUUCUUGAAGGGCCUUGAGAACAACAAUGACAUUAUUGAGCUACGGACACGUGUUGAAAAUUUUGCUUCGCUGUUUGAAAUGCCUGGAUUCGAAGUAUAGUUGGAGGGGUAAUUCUUGCAGAAGACCACAUUCUUGUGUUUGACGCUAACCUUUUCUUGGGAGAAGUGCGCUCAAUUCUUGUCCAAGCAAUCUUCUUGGACUACUAUGAUGUCAACACUGGAGAGCCUUUUCCACACCGCCAUCCUUGAUUAACUAAAGAUAUGCCAUUGUCAGUUGACAUGACUACUGAAAUUAGAGGUUAAUUGAAGGCCUGAACCUGGCCGCACUUGUAAUUAUUUAGGCGGAGAUUUGGGUUUAUGAAAUAGUUUACCUCAGACAAGAUUUUCACUUUUAUUUGUUAUGGCCAUAGUGUCCUAUUUCGUUCAUUAUUCUUUCUUUGUACCUAUGGUGUUAUACAGUAAUUAUUAUGGUUGGGUUGAAGAAGUACGUAUUCUGUUAUUUUCUCUAUUAUAUAUAAGAGGUUACAAAGUGGAAUGU
Messenger RNA from Nicotiana tabacum (common tobacco), 2359 nucleotides. RefSeq names its product serine hydroxymethyltransferase 7. Gene Ontology annotation, cellular component: cytoplasm; mitochondrion. NCBI's taxonomy places the organism in Eukaryota, Viridiplantae, Streptophyta, Magnoliopsida, Solanales, Solanaceae. Gene Ontology annotation, biological process: tetrahydrofolate interconversion. Gene Ontology annotation, molecular function: pyridoxal phosphate binding; glycine hydroxymethyltransferase activity. The record is from RefSeq and is a predicted model, not a curated record.